Molecule: messenger RNA, 960 nt
Organism: Guillardia theta CCMP2712
Lineage: Eukaryota; Cryptophyceae; Pyrenomonadales; Geminigeraceae
Exons: 6
Coding region: 1-960 (319 amino acids)
Source: RefSeq, a predicted model, not a curated record
AUGGUGAGAGUGAGAGACGAGCUCGACACUUCAUACCACCAACUUGUUAUGCCUCCUCUCACCAAAGACUCGCCUACAUGGACAAGGCAGUUUCGAUCGUGUCAGGGUGCAUUGAAACUUGACGAGGACACCAAGGAGAGGGUCAUUCGGGAUUGUGAUAAAGCCUUCAACUUGGAGUGCGGCUCCACCUUCUGGCUUGGCGCAUCGGAUAAACCAAGAUGCUCUCUUGAGAAGAUGGCCCAACAGAUCUUCAUGCACUUCACACAACAAGUUGAAUUCGAUGCGAGCAGAAGCGGUGUAGAGUGGUGGGUGCAAAUGCGGCUUGGGGGAGACGGUGAAGCAGAACCAGGGGUGAUGGGGGAAGACAUCACCUUGCAUUGGGACAAAGACGAAGAGUUGGUGAAUACGAUUGGAACUCACAUGACUCCCUAUGUGGGGACGGUGACAUACCUCACGAACUACGGAGCUCCCACGGUGGUUCUCAACAAGGCAGCACCGAAGCAAGCUGAAGAUGUUGAGGGGUGCUACGGCUCGAGUCGUCACCUAGAUGCAGGUAAGAGCAUCGCGUUCGAUGGACGGCUGCUGCAUGGGGCGUUGACUGGAUUCAUCCAGCCCGAGAUGUGGCAACGAAGAGUGACAUUCCUCGCCAACGUGUGGCUCGAUCACAGACCGCUUCAGGUCAACCGGUUCCCUCAGGAGCUGCUGCACAGGUUCGCAGUCUCGAUGGACGAGAUUGAGUUCGAUCUGUCCGCUGAAGAAGAGAUCCUCUCGGUGAGCAUCCAAGAUCGAGCUACCAUGGGCCCAUGGCCGAGCUCCGAUGGAGGCUCUCAAGACACCAGUACAUUGAGCUCGAGGUUCAGAGUAGAUGGGAGACAUCAUCAUGUGCAGGUGCGGUAUUCCUGUGCAGAGGGAUUCGAUGCUUGCAACUUCUCAGGGGAGAAGUUUGAGAAUGGAUUUUAG